Molecule: messenger RNA, 3103 nt
Organism: Mandrillus leucophaeus (drill)
Lineage: Eukaryota; Metazoa; Chordata; Mammalia; Primates; Cercopithecidae
Gene: ASB15
Product: ankyrin repeat and SOCS box containing 15
Exons: 13
Coding region: 440-2206 (588 amino acids)
Biological process (GO): intracellular signal transduction
Cellular component (GO): cytoplasm
Molecular function (GO): protein binding
Source: RefSeq, a predicted model, not a curated record
AAGCAAUCAAGGCAGUGCAGGAGGUGAGACCAUCUUAUAGGAAGAGCAGUUGUCCAGCCUCUGAAAGAAAAGGCUCAGUGGAGACCUGAGAGCCUUCCUGGGGGAUAUUAACAGGGCUCCUGUGUUGCAGAGGAACAGUACUUUCUCAGUGUAACUGAGAAACAGAACCAGAAAAAGGAUUUCUCUUCAGUAGAAAAGGCAAAUGCCAUAAAGAGGGAAUUGCAUAAGUUAUUGCUUGAUAAAUCCUGAUGAUUCUCUCAGGGACCUCUAGUAGAUGAGCUCGACACUCAAGAACCAUAGCAGCUUCAAGUGACCACAGACAGCAGCUGUUUGCUAUAGUUGACAAGGAGUAGGAAUAGAGGGAAAAGAUAGAAAAAAGAAAAGAGAUUUUGUUUCCUCUCAGAAAACUAAUGGUCCAAGUGAAAACACAAACACAAGAAUGGAUACUAAUGAUGACCCUGAUGAAGACCAUCUUACAAGUUAUGAUAUUCAGCUAAGUAUUCAAGAAUCCAUUGAAGCCAGCAAGACUGCGCUUUAUCCUGAAAGAUUUGUACCCCUAAGUGGUCAAAACAGAAAACUUGUGGAGGCCAUAAAACAAGGUCACAUUCUUGAGCUCCAGGAGUAUGUAAAAUAUAAAUAUGCAAUGGAUGAAGCUGAUGAAAAAGGAUGGUUUCCAUUACAUGAAGCUGUUGUUCAACCCAUUCAACAAAUACUUGAGAUUGUUCUGGAUGCAUCCUAUAAGACACUCUGGGAGUUCAAGACCUGUGAUGGAGAAACACCCUUGACUUUGGCAGUCAAAGCUGGUCUGGUGAAAAAUGUAAGAACUUUGUUAGAAAAGGGAGUGUGGCCCAACACAAAAAAUGAUAAAGGAGAGACCCCCCUUCUGAUUGCUGUCAAAAAGGGCUCCUAUGACAUGGUAUCAACUCUGAUCAAACACAACACCAGUCUGGACCAGCCCUGUGUCAAGCGAUGGUCAGCAAUGCAUGAAGCAGCCAAGCAAGGCCGAAAAGAUAUCAUAUCUCUACUGCUAAAACACGGAGGCAAUGUCCACCUGAGAGAUGGAUUUGGAGUCACACCAUUAGGCGUUGCUGCCGAAUAUGGUCACUGUGAUGUGUUAGAACAUCUGAUCCACAAAGGUGGUGAUGUGCUUGCUUUGGCGGAUGAUGGGGCGUCGGUGAUGUUUGAGGCAGCAGGAGGUGGCAAUCCCGACUGCAUUUCCCUCCUGCUGGAAUAUGGAGGAAGCGGAAAUGUACCUAAUCGAGCAGGGCAUCUUCCUAUACACCGAGCUGCCUAUGAGGGGCAUUAUCUUGCACUGAAAUAUCUUAUCCCAGCAACAUCUAAAAAUGCAAUUCGGAAAAGUGGGCUAACACCAAUUCACUCAGCAGCAGAUGGACAAAGUGCACAGUGUCUAGAGCUGCUCAUUGAAAAUGGUUUUGAUGUCAACACUCUACUUGCUGACCACAUUUCCCAGAGCUAUGACGAUGAGAGGAAGACUGCGCUGUAUUUUGCCGUUUCUAAUAAUGAUGUUCGUUGCACAGAAGUCCUUCUGGCUGCAGGUGCAGACCCAAACUUAGAUCCCCUCAACUGUCUACUUGUGGCAGUGAGGGCCAAUAAUUAUGAAAUUGUCCGGCUGCUUCUCUCCCAUGGCGCCAAUGUCAAUUGUUAUUUUAUGCAUGUGAAUGACACUCGUUUCCCCAGUGUCAUUCAGUAUGCCCUAAACGACGAAGUAAUGCUGAGGCUAUUGCUGAAUAAUGGCUAUCAAGUGGAGAUGUGCUUUGACUGCAUGCAUGGUGACAUCUUUGGAAAUUCAUUUGUGUGGUCAGAGACAGAGGAAGAGGUGCUGCCAGGAUGGACAUCUUGUGUAAUAAAAGAUAACCCGUUCUGUGAGUUUAUUACAGUUCCUUGGAUGAAGCACUUGGUAGGCAGAGUUACUCGCAUACUAAUAGAUUACAUGGAUUAUGUUCCUCUGUGUGCUAAACUGAAGUCUGCACUAGAAGUACAGAGAGAAUGGCCAGAAAUCCGCCAAAUACUAGAGAAUCCUUGUUCAUUGAAGCAUUUGUGUCGGUUAAAAAUUCGAAGACUUAUGGGUCUCCAGAAACUCUGCCAGCCAGCCUCAAUGGAGAAGCUUCCUCUACCACCAGCUAUUCAAAGAUACAUAUUAUUUAAAGAGUAUGAUCUCUAUGGACAAGAGCUAAAAUUGCCAUAACUUAAUAUUUUAAAAUGUGAUUUUAAAAAAUAUUUUGAAAUGUGAUUCCCUCAGAUAAUUUCUUGUAACUAUUUUACAUCCUUAAUCCUUAAUUGUAAAGUGUAUCUAAAUGCAUUGACAGUUUUAUAGUUGUAUCAUGUGUUCUUACGGGAACACCAUGAUUUAUGUCUUUAAAGACAUUAGCAUUUUUUAAAGAUAGUAUUUUGAACUUAGAUUUGUAUCUUUGUUUGCUACAAGUCAUCAAACUCUCUCUAUCAAGUGGCUCCCACAAUAUCCACAUCAAGUCUCUAUGUUUAAAAAACAGAUAACCACUUUCUCAAACCCACAUCUGCCAGUUGCUGGUCGGAUUCUCCUGUCUCUCAAGGUCUUGCUGUGUAAAAGAGCUCCUCCUGCCUGUAAGUUCACAGACUGUGAUCUGGCAUCUACCCCUCUACUGCUUUUCUCAAGGUCCCUGACAAUCUCUUUGUUGCUAAAUUCAGUGAACAUUCUUCAGUCCCUCUUCCAAUUGAUUCCUACAGCAUUCAACAUUGUUGCUUGUUCCUUGCUUGAAAUGAUACCUCUUUCUUUGUUUCUUGCAAAACCUGUUCUUUUGGGUGUCCUCCCACCUCCCUGGACACUCUGUCUCUGGCUUCUUUCUGCCUAGCUCAUCUCUAGCCAAUCUUAUAGUUGUAUAUCUUAAGCCCUCUUCUCUUUGUUCUUUAAGUUAUAUAUCCUAAGCCCUCUUUGCUUUGUUCUCUGGGAAAUUUUAUUCACAUCCAUGGUCUUAAUCAUUUUGCUAGAGACUACAAAAUUUCUAUCCGAAGCUCAACUCUUUCUCUCAUGUUCUCCCGACCUAUGUAGACAAUUGACCUAGUGAACAUUUGAACACAGAGACACCUCAAAUUCAACAUGUCCCCA